Messenger RNA from Babjeviella inositovora NRRL Y-12698, 1290 nucleotides. Its product is annotated as tRNA 1-methyladenosine methyltransferase subunit. Gene Ontology annotation, cellular component: nucleus; tRNA (m1A) methyltransferase complex. The record is from RefSeq and is a predicted model, not a curated record. NCBI's taxonomy places the organism in Eukaryota, Fungi, Ascomycota, Pichiomycetes, Serinales. The transcript has a single exon. Bases 19 to 1134 code for a protein of 371 amino acids. Gene Ontology annotation, biological process: tRNA methylation.
UUCUUCCUACAUCCAACCAUGUCCUUCACCGCUUAUAAAGACACAAUCGAGGAGGGUGACUUUGUCUUUUGCUGGAUCUCCCGUGAGAUUAUCAAGCCUAUCCAUGUCAAGGCGGGUGAGGUCUUGGGGACCCGUUUCGGGAUCUUCUCCCACGACGACAUGAUUGGCUCGCUUUACGGGGCCCAGAUCAGCUCUGCCAAGGGAUACGGAUUCAUCCACUUGUUACAUCCUUCACCUGAACUCUGGACGCUCUCCUUGCCCCACAGAACCCAGAUUGUCUACACCCCUGAUUCCUCCUACAUCACACAACGCUUGGGGAUCACGGUAGGCACCAGAGUGAUUGAGGCCGGGACCGGCUCCGCCUCUUUCUCGCACUCCUUUGCCAGAACCAUCGGCCGUGAAGGGAAAUUGUUCACCUACGAGUUCCACGAGCCAAGAUACGUGGAGGCUAAGCAGGAAUUGGAGGAGCACGGCUUGACCAACGUCGAAAUCACCCACCGCGACGUCUGUAACGGUGGCUUCGAGAUUGAAGAAAACGGUGCUAGUAAGGAUAUCCGGGCCAAUGCCGUGUUUUUGGACCUUCCAUCACCGUGGACCGCCAUCCCAAACUUAUCCAGCGUGAUCUCCAAGGACUCUCGUGUGGGUGUCUGCUGUUUUUCACCUUGUAUUGAGCAAGUGACAAAGACCGUGGAGGCUUUGAUGGCCCACGGCUGGUCCUCCAUCGAGAUGGUGGAGGUCAGUGCAAAGAGAUGGGAGGCCAGAAAGCAAAUGGUCAGAAGAGUGGACGAUGCCGUUGAGAGAUUGAGAGAUGUCAAGAGAAGAAAGGAUGCCGGGAUCCAGAGGCGCAAGGACGAUAUCGCCCGAGAAGCACUCGAGGGUACUGAACCGUCCAUUGGUGACAAGAGGCCCGCUAGCGAGACCCCACAGCCUGAGGAAAAGACCAAGGAAACUGGGUUCAAUCCAUUUGGGAAGGGUGUCCGGGUCAGAGACGGUGACCCGCAGUGGGAAUGGAUCAACGUUUCCAAGGUUGAGUCUGACAUCAAGUCCCAUACUUCUUACUUGACUUUUGCCUACAUGGAUCCAAAUAUCCGUGUGGUAAAUCCGGUCGAAGAAGUGGCUGAGAUCAUUGCAUAAGGCUAUAUAUUAAUACAUCUGUACAUUACUCUAGCUUUUGACGUGAAUUUUUGUCAUUAAGGAUGUAAGGCAAGUCUUUGAGUGGAGCAAAAUCCGCACCUUAUAUGAUAGAGACUGAAAAGCACUAUAACCAGGGUCCCGAGCCGCUUACCAUUA